AUCACAUUAUACGUGAAUAUAACCAUUAGGCAUUGGUUACUAAGUUAGUGUUUAUGUGAAAUUGUAUUUGUUAUGUUAUAUUGAUGUCAAAACCCGUUGUAGUUUUAAUCUAUUUUUAUUAUUUUGCUAUCCAGAUAAAUGCGACUAAUAACAAAUAUACAGCUUUAAUAAGUAAUGGAGUUUGUGAAAUUAGUGUUUAUCAGAACAUGACGUUCCUGAAUGGAGAAAAGGAAGAAAGAUGCUCAAGGGUAAAUACCUCAGAAGGUUACGAGAAAUGCGCGUGUCGUACGUAUCGAAGUUUCCAGCCAAUAUUUGACAGUUGCAGCCAUUUUGAUGUGGAUGAUGGAGACACUUCGAAAGAGAAAUCUAAAAUUUCAGCAAGUUCAAGCUCCACAUCUCGACAGCGGAUCAGCAUUCGACUGCCUGGUUCUCUAUAUAGAAUCCAGUUUCGAUUUCAAAGGUGGCGAGAUGUAGCAUUACGUGGAAUAAAAGGCAUAGGAGCCCAAGCUCCUGGACCAUACCAUGAUAUUAAAGCAACAGAUGGAAGAACAGUCAUUGUCCACCUGUUUGAAUGGACAUGGUCAGCUGUUGCAGAUGAAUGUGAACGAUUUUUAGGACCUGCUGGAUAUGCAGGUGUUCAGAUAUCACCACCAAAUGAGCAUGCCAUUGUAAUGAGUCCCUACUGGAAUGUGAAAGUGAAACGUCCUUGGUAUGAAAGGUAUCGUCCAGUAAGUUAUCGGAUUGUAACCCGUAGUGGUGAAGAGGAGCAAUACGCUGAUAUGGUUCGUCGUUGUAAUAUAGCUGGUGUUAGAAUCUAUGUUGAUGUUGUUCUCAAUCACAUGUCUAGUUAUAUGGAUGAACAGAUCAGUUCAGGAGGGAGUUACUUUGACCCUAAAAUUCCUUUGUAUGAAAGUGUUCCUUAUGGUCCUCACCAUUUCAAUUCCAGGCGGAAGUGUGGUACUCGCAGUGGAAAUAUUGAAAACUUUCAAGAUGUUUGCCAGCUUCGAAACUGUCGCCUAUUGACACUAAAUGACCUCGAUCAGAGUGAAGAGCACGUUCGAGUCAAAAUGGUGGGGUACAUGAACCACAUGAUUGAGUUGGGAGUAGCAGGUUUCCGAAUUGAUGCUGCCAAACACAUGUGGCCAAGAGAUCUUCACAUUAUUUUUGACAGACUGAACAAUUUGACUACUGAAUUCUUUCUCCCAUCUACUCGACCUUUUAUAUAUCAGGAAGUUAUCGAUACAGGAGAUGACCCUAUAUCAGCAGGAGAAUACACGAGGCUUGGUCGAGUCACAGAGUUUAACUAUGGCAUUGUUGUAGGCCAAGUUUUAUUGAAGCAGAGGGGACUCAAAUUAUCUCAUCUGAAGACUUUUGGUCAAAGAUGGGGACUUCUACCUUCUCAUCAUGCUCUAGCAUUUGUGGAUAAUCAUGACAACCAACGAGGUCAUGGAUCUGGACAACAGUACCAUGUGCUGACUUUUCGAGAUGGACAGCUAUAUAAAAUGGGGGUGAUAUUUAUGCUAGCUUGGCCCUAUGGUGUUGCCCGUAUAAUGAGCAGCUAUUGGUGGGAUCAGGAUAUUCAAGAGGGUCAAGAUCAGAAUGACUGGGUAGGUCCUCCACAUGAUACAGCAUGGAAUAUCAGUCCUCCAGAGAUCAACCCUGAUGGAACAUGUACGAAUGGAUGGAUCUGUGAGCAUAGAUGGAUGGAGAUAUCAAACAUGGUUAUUUUUAGAAAUGUCGUUGCAAAUGAACCAGUCUUGAACUGGUGGGAUAAUGGGAAUCAUCAAAUAGCAUUUAGUCGUGGCAACAGUGGCUUUAUCGUCAUAAACAAUGACUCUACUGAUAUAGACAGAACAUUUUUUACCGGACUUCCACCAGGGAUGUACUGUGAUAUAAUUUCUGGGAAAGUCACUGCAGCAGGGUGUUCUGGUCAAACGGUCGAGGUGAAUGAAUCUGGAAUGUCACGUAUAGUGGUGUCUGUAGCCACCAAUGUUCCUGUGGUUGCUAUACAUCUACAGGCAAAACUUGUAUGAUGUCAUGAUGAAGUGAAAAUCUUCCAUGCUCAGGAACAGGAGAAAAUAUUUAAAAAAAAAAAGGUUUAUUGUGUCUUAUCCAUGUUACAAUUUACCAGUAAUCUACAGUGAAAUUUCACAUGGUUUAAACAAGAAUAUACCAAUAUAGUUUCCAUCAGAUACUGUGGUUGUACUGGACAUCCAUUUAUCCUGUAGCAUCAUGUAGUCAUUUAUGUACCUUCGUAAAGUACUUGUGCAAGAGUUUGUCAGUUAACUAUGAUGAUAUAAGUCGUUUAAGAGGAUCUGAUUUAACUACUACAGCAUGUAUAUAUAUAUUUGUAUAUAAUUAACAAAUAUUAUUAUUUGCUUAAAUGCCUUGAAGUUUGUUAAUCCAACUAAUGGAUACAUUUCAUCUUAUGAAGGCCAUUUUAAAUUAUAUAAAGAUCUCUAAAAGUGGUGUUGUACAUAACUUAUAAAAUGUUAACAAUGCUAUAACUAUACUGAGUUUAUUAGGAAAGUAAUUAAGAACACUUUAACAUGUUAUGAUAUACCUAUGGAAGUAACAAUAUCUUGUAUGAUUCUGCUGUAUACUCAGUUCUUUAAGUUAAAUAAAGUGAUGUCAUAACUCUUA
This is a messenger RNA of Limulus polyphemus (Atlantic horseshoe crab), 2643 nucleotides long. RefSeq names its product alpha-amylase 1-like. The coding region runs from base 84 to 2033 and encodes 649 amino acids. Lineage: Eukaryota; Metazoa; Arthropoda; Merostomata; Xiphosura; Limulidae. The transcript is spliced from 9 exons. The record is from RefSeq and is a predicted model, not a curated record. Gene Ontology annotation, biological process: carbohydrate metabolic process. Gene Ontology annotation, molecular function: alpha-amylase activity; cation binding.